ACUAAGCUAGGGCAUGCAUCUAAAGCUGGACACAGAACUAUAUAUAUAGUAGACAGCCACCCUCAGAACUUCCCCUCUACUUCGUUUCAUCCUUUUUCCUCCUCUUCAACUUGUCUAGCAAAGAGGGGUCCAAUUCUCUCAAAUAACAAGGAUUCUUGCCUUCCAUUCCCAUCUGCACCAACUCUUCGUGAGAUACAACAUACCUACUCUUCAUCUUUUCUCUGGUGCAUGCAUUCAUGUUUGACAGAGUUGAGAUCGAAGCAAACACAGCCGCAUACUACUAGCUAGAUCAAGGAAACACCAUUAGAAGCCUACUACGUGCAUGGAUCACUGGAGUGAAAGUGAGGGCAAGAGAGUCCAUGAUCCUAUCUUCCAACCCCGCAUCAGCCAAAACUGCCGCCAGCCUGUUGAAGAAUUCUGCAGGGAGAGGAGCAAAGGUGCUGCUGUUACUCGCUUUGAGCGAUGUACCUGGGUUCCCGGUCCUAUUAUCGUGGGUGCAGGACCAUCAGGGCUUGCCGUUGCUGCAUGUCUCAAGGAGAAGGGUGUCGACAGCCUCAUCCUUGAACGCUCCAACUGCAUAGCUUCUCUGUGGCAACUCAAAACAUAUGAUCGUCUGAGCCUUCAUCUUCCACGGCAGUUCUGUGAGCUUCCUCUCAUGCCUUUCCCUGCUGAUUACCCUAUUUAUCCCUCAAAGGAGAAGUUUGUAGCGUACUUGGAGAAGUAUGCUGCGCGGUUCGGCAUCUGUCCCAGCUACAACCAUGCGGUGGUUUGUGCUGAGUAUGACGAGAAGCUUCUGUUAUGGCGGGUGAGAUCACAACUUACAGGCAAAAUGGAGGAGGAGGUGGAAUAUAUAUCUCGGUGGUUGGUUGUGGCGACUGGUGAGAACGCUGAGGUUGUGCAGCCAGAGAUCGACGGACUAAAAGAGUUCAAGGGAACGGUUGUGCACACCAGUGCAUACAAAACUGGCCGUGCAUUUGCAGGGAAGCGUGUUCUUGUUGUUGGGUGUGGCAACUCUGGCAUGGAGGUCUGCCUAGAUCUCUGCGAUCACAAUGCACAGCCCCAUAUUGUAGUAAGAGACACUGUACACAUCUUGCCCAGGGAGAUGCUGGGUCAGUCUACCUUUGGGCUGUCAAUGUGGUUGCUCAAGUGGUUCCCAGUACACGUGGUGGACCGGAUUCUACUGCUCGUAGCACGGACCAUGCUUGGGGAUACUGCUCGGCUUGGGCUAAAGCGGCCUACCGUCGGUCCCCUCGAGCUCAAGUCACUCUCAGGGAAGACCCCAGUUCUUGAUGUUGGCACAUUUGCAAAGAUUAGGUCUGGUGAUAUCAAGGUGUAUCCGGGCAUCAAGAAAAUAUCAGGACGACAGGUAGAAUUUUUGGAUACACGGUCGGAGGACUUUGAUGCAAUUGUGCUUGCCACUGGCUACAAGAGCAACGUCCCCUUCUGGUUGAAGGACCGGGAGUUGUUUUCGGACAAAGAUGGAUUGCCAAGAAAAGCAUUUCCAAACGGAUGGAAGGGUGAGAGGGGGCUCUACUCGGUCGGACUCACCCGGCGUGGCCUGAUGGGAACCUCAGUCGAUGCGAGGAGGAUAGCUCACGACAUCGAGCAGCAGUUGAGUGCUGAAGGGAAGCUCUAGCUCCGGUCGCUGUUGUUUGCCAUGGUGACAGUUGGAGGCGUGCCAUGGACCGAUCUUGAGUUUGUGAAUAUAUGUGUAGGUUUGGCGAGAAUGAUACCAUGUUUGCCGACUCCAGCCAUGUGGUUGAAGCGGCCAUGGUGUGUUGCUUGCCUUGGUAGUGCUUGUAUAGAGUAUUGUAUUUGUCGAUUUUUUUUGUGUUAUUUUGGUUUUGAUGACUAACCAUCCUAUAUAUAGGCUGCUCUGUAUCAUCCUCGGUGGGGUAAUAUCAUGUUUUGACAAUCGGGCUCUGUUUGGCCUCGACUGAUCAAUGAAUCUAGAUUGGUUUUCCCUA
Molecule: messenger RNA, 1967 nt
Organism: Triticum urartu
Lineage: Eukaryota; Viridiplantae; Streptophyta; Magnoliopsida; Poales; Poaceae
Product: indole-3-pyruvate monooxygenase YUCCA2
Biological process (GO): auxin biosynthetic process
Molecular function (GO): flavin adenine dinucleotide binding; NADP binding; N,N-dimethylaniline monooxygenase activity
Source: RefSeq, a predicted model, not a curated record